Messenger RNA from Ictalurus furcatus (blue catfish), 1591 nucleotides. It is a transcript of the gene kcng4b, whose product is annotated as potassium voltage-gated channel, subfamily G, member 4b. Gene Ontology annotation, cellular component: voltage-gated potassium channel complex; membrane. Lineage: Eukaryota; Metazoa; Chordata; Actinopteri; Siluriformes; Ictaluridae. Bases 11 to 1591 code for a protein of 526 amino acids. Gene Ontology annotation, molecular function: delayed rectifier potassium channel activity. The record is from RefSeq and is a predicted model, not a curated record. Gene Ontology annotation, biological process: protein homooligomerization; potassium ion transmembrane transport. The transcript has 2 exons.
UGAUGCCAUCAUGCCUAUCCUCAGCAAUACGAAUGACUUUAGCAAUUUCUCCAUCAGCACAGAUGACAGCAGCCUUGACCGUUUUUUUACCGAGAUCCCUGAGACUGAGACCGUUAAAGGAGUGUACUUUCAGCGAGCCCAGCUACUACGUGACCCCUCUGCAAUCGCAAAUGUCGACCACAGCAAACUGGCCCUCGUGAAUGUUGGCGGGGAUCGUUACACUUUUGCCUGGAGCACGCUGGAUGACUUCCCACUCUCCCGUUUGGGCCAGCUACGUCACUGCAGCAGUCCCGAAGACAUCUCCCGGCUGUGUGACGACUACGACGAGGUGAGCCAUGAGUUCUUCUUCGAUCGCAGUGCCACUGCCUUCCGCGUCAUCCUCAACUUCCUGGCGGCGGGCAAGCUGAGACUGCUAAGGCAGGCGUGUGCGGUUUUUCUCUCAGACGAGCUUGCUUACUGGGGUAUUGAGUCCACUGGGAUGGAGCGCUGCUGCAGACGUGCUAUGAUCACCGCCGUGGAGGAGGUGGCUGAGAAGAAGCGGAAAGAGGAGGCUAGGAGGCAGAAGAGGCUGAUGAAACAACCAACACAAGAGAAGGAGGAAGGGUGCCGUGGCGUCUUCAGCCGCCUCAGGGACAUGGUGGAUAACCCGCACUCUGGCUGGCUGGGAAAGAGCUUUGCCUGUGUCUCGGUGGCUAUGAUUGCUGUGACCGUGGUCAGCUUGUGCAUCAGCACCAUGCCUGAUCUCAGAGAGGAAGAGAGCCGAGGUGAAUGUUCGCAGAGUUGUCAAGAGAUAUUCAUCGUGGAGACCGUGUGCGUGGUCUGGUUUACCCUCGAGCUCGCGCUACGCUUCCUGCAGGCCCGUAACAAGCUAGAAUUUGCACGUGGGCCACUCAACAUCAUUGAUGCCAUGGCCAUUCUGCCGUACUACAUUUCCCUGCUGGUGGAUGAGAGAGAUCUGAGGCUGAGAGAUCAUACAAAUGUUGGUGGAGGGUAUUUGGAUAAGCUGGGUCUGAUUCUGAGGCUCAUGCGUGCCCUGCGCAUCCUGUACGUCAUGCGGCUGGCGAGGCACUCGCUGGGUUUGCAGACUCUCGGUCUGACGGUGCAGAGGAGCAUGCAUGAUUUCGGUCUUCUUCUACUUUUUGUGUGCGUGGCUGUCACAUUGUUCUCGCCUAUCAUACACUUGGCUGAGAGCGAGCGCCACGGCUUCAGCAGCGUCCCUGCCUGCUAUUGGUGGGCCAUCAUCUCUAUGACCACGGUGGGUUACGGUGACAUGGUCCCACGUACCAUCCCUGGCCAGGUGGUGGCCUUCAGCGGCAUCCUGAGCGGCAUCCUCAUCAUGGCCUUCCCAGCUACAUCGAUUUUCCACGUGUUCUCACGCUCCUACCGUGAGCUGAGACAGGAAAAUGAAAUGAUACGCAAAGAUGAAAGAGUGGCCUUAUUGGCCACGGAGGACGUCUGGAUAGAAUCAGAGAGGAACUCGUACUGUUGGAUGCGUGAAUAUCCCAACAAACUCCAUGAGGGUGAGAAUGUGGAUAGGUCUAAAAAACCUGUUUUAUUACCCACAGCGUGCUCGGACUUGCUCGGACCAUAA